AGUCGGACGUGCACGGCUAGCGGACGUGUGGCGAACGCGCGGCUCGCCAACCGACCGUGCGAUCAGAUUUGACGACGUAGCGCGUUAUUCCUGGGGUUUCGCGAAGGUCUCCGGGCGCCGUGUUCGUGAAAGGACCAGCCCUCGCACGCCGAGGGAUACGAACCGAAACGCGGUCGACGCGAGACUCUUAACGCGCCUCAGGUCGAACCUGACGAAGGAAAUCUGAGGAAAAAGAAGAAGAAGAAGCGGGACCACGUCUGGGAUCGAUGAUUGACAUCGACGACGUGGCUCAUCAAGAUUCGCGACUAAUGACGCCUCGAUCCGCGUCGGUGGCUUCGUUCGUGAGACGUCACGUUUAAAUGUAAUUCAGAUGCUCAUUGAUCCACGAGGGACUGAGAGCGAUCGAGAUCCGGCACGAGGGAUUUUCGUUCGAGCGGCUGAUAGCUUCCGUUCGAUCCUCGUCGCGAGCAUUCGCCGGAUUUCCGAACGAUAGAAUGUGCAGCUGAUCGGUAUGACGGGCCAAUCGCUGGUGAUCAUAUGCUGCUACUUAUACAUCCUGCUUGACACGGCCGCACCGCACUUCUCAAAGCUAGACUUUGAUGAAUACAGGAAGAAGGAGGCCUCGUUGUCGUUGAAGGACAUUCUACCUUUGAAUCCGAAGCAGUAUGACAAGCACAGAGCACCGAAAUUCCUCGGGCAGCCCACCAUCGUUUAUUUUCACGUGACAGUGCUCAGCCUAGACUCAAUAAAUGAGGAAUCGAUGACGUACGUGGCGGACAUAUUUCUCGCGCAAAGCUGGCGGGACUCUCGGCUGAGGCUGCCGGAGAACAUGUCCGAGGAUUACAGGAUACUCGACGUGGAUUGGCUGCACAAUAUCUGGAGGCCCGACUGCUUCUUCAAGAACGCUAAGAAGGUCACCUUCCACGAGAUGUCGAUACCGAACCAUUACCUCUGGCUUUAUCACGACAAGACGCUGCUCUACAUGUCCAAAUUGACACUGGUGCUUUCCUGCGCGAUGAAGUUCGAAUCCUACCCUCAUGACACUCAGAUCUGCUCGAUGAUGAUCGAGAGCCUUUCGCACACGACUCAGGACCUGAUAUUCCUGUGGAAUACGACGGACCCCUUGGUGGUUAAUCCGGAGAUCGAGCUGCCGCAGCUCGACAUAUCGAACAACUACACCACCGACUGUACGAUCGAAUACUCGACAGGAAACUUCACGUGCAUACAGAUUGUCUUCAAUCUGCGCCGGAGACUGGGCUAUCACCUGUUCCACACGUACAUCCCGUCCGCCCUGAUCGUCGUCAUGUCCUGGAUCGCCUUCUGGAUCAAGCCGGAAGCCAUCCCGGCGCGGGUCACUCUCGGCGUGACGUCACUGCUGACCCUCGCCACACAGAACACGCAGUCCCAGCAAUCUCUGCCACCGGUGUCGUACGUGAAGGCGAUCGACGUAUGGAUGUCCUCGUGCAGCGUGUUCGUCUUCCUUUCCUUGAUGGAAUUCGCAGUGGUGAACAACUACAUGGGACCAGUCGCCACAAAGGCCAUGAAAGGCUACUCGGAUGAGGAUCUUCGAGAGGCCAUCGACGACUUCAAGACGCCGAUGAGGCCAGACGCCGAGAGAAACAGAAGUCCGAACAGGCCGCCGACGGUGCAGUACGAGCAAUGUUGUCGAGGACGCGCCACAGCCAUUUACAUCGACAAGAUCUCCCGAUUCUUCUUCCCGUUCUCGUUCUUCAUCCUCAACGUCGUCUACUGGAGCACCUUCCUGUAACGCAAGUCGGCGAGCGAGACGCACGCCCCUGACUCGAAAAAACCCACCAUUUUUUUAGAGUUCGAUUCACGAGAAAGCAAAGUGUCGCGAGGGGCACAGCAAUAAAUGCGCCGAGACGCGAGAUAGGCCGAAGGUGUUUGUGUAUCCUGUAAAAUAUAUUAUGUGUAAAAUACGGCACAAUAAAAGAGUUUAGUAAAACUGGGAUUAAAUGCACGCGUUUUUAUAUCGAGAAUAUGUCACGGGACUCGCCAGCAUGUAUAGGUAGCUUAUAUUCAAAAUGUAUGGAAAUAUAUAGGUUGGCAAAAUGUGGCAAGUCGAAGCGAUCGGUGUUCGCGUGGUUGUUACAUGAUACACUAAAAAAAAGAACAUUCUCAUAAUAAAUUGUGAGAAAUACUUAGAAAUAAAUGUCACUGAUACGAGAUGUAAAAAAUUCUUUUUUAUUUUUAUACUAACCGAUUUAAUUUUUAAUUCAAUUUAUUCAACACACGUCCCGCAUUUUAGUCAAGAUGAUGUUCUGUAAAAAAUAUAUUAUUAACACAGUGUAACUUAUUGUACGUGAUAUAAGUAAACAAUUCUAUUUUUUUAUGAAAUUUAUUACUAAUUUGGUUUAUGGUGUGUACAUAAAAAGUAUCAAGACAUAUGAGAACCGAUAUUAGCUUAUUAGAAGAAUAAUAUAGUAUAGAUAUUCUUAAGCUAUGAACUCAACUUUUACUAAUUUACUAAUGUUUGCAUACUAAUUUACUAUGAAGAAUAUGAGCCUUUAAUAUAAGUUCGAUUUUACUCAUAUAACAAUUCUUUUGAUUUACUUCAAUUUCCGGAACUAUUAAGUCGGUAUUUGAUAAAAAAGAUUGUAUGCUUUAUACAUUUUAUCAUAUUUCAUCAUAUUUCAGAAACAUAUUUCAGAAACAUUAUCAUGUUUCAUCAUAUUUUAUACAUUUUAUCAUAUUUCAGAAACUAUAUUUUUGGUUUGCAAGAAGAAAAAUUUUUUCCCAUGAAAAUAGGUUCUUCGCAUCACUG
Odontomachus brunneus is the source of this 2785-nucleotide messenger RNA. It is a transcript of the gene HisCl1, whose product is annotated as glycine receptor subunit alpha-3. Gene Ontology annotation, molecular function: chloride channel activity; transmembrane signaling receptor activity; neurotransmitter receptor activity. Bases 512 to 1768 code for a protein of 418 amino acids. The record is from RefSeq and is a predicted model, not a curated record. Gene Ontology annotation, biological process: signal transduction; chloride transmembrane transport; regulation of membrane potential. Gene Ontology annotation, cellular component: synapse; neuron projection; membrane. The transcript has 9 exons. Lineage: Eukaryota; Metazoa; Arthropoda; Insecta; Hymenoptera; Formicidae.